GUUUAUUCAGUUAGCCGUACACGCUCGUGGAACGCACUUGGAUAGCUCGCAUAAUUCCCGCUUGUACAUGAUAACCCUGCCUAUUGUACCUUCACCUGUGUUCCGAGUCAAGCAAAUCUAAUCGCAGUGAAAGUGGAUUUCUGAUUAGGCGCCAUCCGAUAGGAACUUCAUAGUCCCCCCUUCGAUUGGAAUUAAACUCUAAUGUUUAGUUGGCCCGCAGUUUUCGUUCUGAUCGAGUGUGAAAUAUAGCUUGCAGCAUGGGCAUCAAGGUCAAGGAGACGACCCCCGAACAAAUCGAGGAGCUGCGCGAAAAGUUCAACAACAAAUAUGCCUCAUCACCUCCAGCAGCACCCUUCCAUCCAACCGAUAUCGAUCGCAUUCGUAAUGAUCACCUUUGGCUACAGAGAUUCCUGGAAAUGCAUGAUCUCGACAUAGAGGCGUCCUUUAACAAAUUGUGGGACACCUGUGUCUGGCGCCAGUCAUAUGGGGCUAAUGAUCUCAACGAGAGCCAGCUGAACCAGGAGUACCUGAAAGAGGGAUCGGUCUUUGUACACAGCACAGAUGUCGAUGGCAAGCCCUUGUUGAUAUUCCGUGUUAAACUGCAUAGUAAAUCCAAGAAUCUGGAUGAGCUGAUUCGCGUCGUGGUUUAUUGGGUGGAAAGAACUCAGAGAGAGCAGCACUUGACCCAACUGACCAUAUUCUUUGACAUGGCGGGCACGGGAUUGGCUACCAUGGAUCUGGACUUUGUGAAACGCAUUGUGGAGACAUUUAAGCAAUACUAUCCUAAUACUCUGAAUUAUAUUUUGGUAUAUGAACUGGCCUGGGUACUAAAUGCUGCUUUUAAGGUCAUCAAAGCCCUGUUGCCACCAAAAGCGGUUGAGAUUUUAAAAAUGAUAUCGAAAAAGGACAUUAGCCAGUACAUAACCAAGGACAACAGCCUGGCCAGCUGGGGUGGCGAGGAUAACUAUGAAUUUAGCUUCGUGCCGGAGGCCAAACAGGUUUCACCCAAACCGGUGGCCGCCAAUGCCGGCGAUGAUGAGCAGUUCGCGGACAAGAAGGUCACCUUUGCCAAUACCGCUCCCCUGGUGCUCAAGGAGUCUAACAUCAACGAGAUGCACACUCCAUCCGAGGGCAUGUUGAACAUCGAUCCAAAGGAGUUUGUCAACUUUAAUGCCAAGAAUGCAGAGGCCACGCUGAACCUCAAGUCGAUUGCCAAGUCAGCUGUGACGUACAAGAUUCAAACCACAUCGCCUGAAAAGUUCCGUGUGCGACCCCGUUGUGGCAUUAUCCAACCUAACCAGUCGGCCUCUAUUAAUAUAUGGCUGAAGUCAGAGCACAAGCUAAGUGAAGAGAGCAAAGACAAGUUCCUGGUGAUGGCCAUGGUGGCGUCGGGUGGUGAAUGCGGUGGCUCUGACGUGGCAGAGAUGUGGCGGAACAAAUCUCCCACUGCUGUGGAUGUGGAGCAGCAUCGUUUGGUAUGUCGUUUCGAAGAAAGUAAGCCUAAAGCGCCACCGGAUUGUCCAUCGAAGACCAGCAAGUCUUGCGUGGACAGCAAGAAGUCGGCUAUUGGUCAUGAUCCGGCAUCGGCGAUGGAACGUCAGUUGGCGUUUACCCAGAACCUGCAAUACGUGACGCUGGCACUGUUAUUGUUGCUCUUUGCCGGCUUCGGAUUUCUGAUGUAUCAGCAAAUGGGACAUUCCUCAACCUGUCCCAAAUCUACGGCGUAUUCGUGCGCCAGGCGCAAAUAAUAUUUACUUUCACCGUGUAAUCUGACCAGGCAGGAGCUAAACGAUGCCGUUCGCAAUAGCCACAAUAACGACCACGACUGCAACUGCACGGAGCUAGAGAACUGCGCAUGUGCUUUUGACUUGAUGGAUUUGGGUCUGGACUGUGCCGAUAUGUUUGACCAAUUCGACGGCGAGUGUCUGAAUGCCCUGAUCAAGACGUAUAUGCAGCUGUGCCGCAGCUGUCAAGGCAACGGCGAUAGGCAGCUGGGCGGUGUUGCGGCUGGCGGUCAUUUACUUGGACUCAUCGCCUUUGCAAGGAAGCUAGUGCGCGUCGUUCUUUCGCUAUCUCUGCUGUGCGGCAUCUUGUUUAUAAGCUUCUACCUGGGCAGCAACUACGGCGGAAAUUCCACCACCAUCACCACCUCCCUAGCCACAGUCGACUCAGGCAGAGGUAAUCGUCAGCCGUGUUACUACUCGUAGUCAAGCCAAAACCCAGACCUAUAUAAGACAGGGUGGUUCGAUUUGUUUACCAGAAAUUGCAAUUUGAACGUCAACGAUCCCUGCCAUCUAUAUAACAAUGUCAGUAGGACAGCCAAAUAUAAAAUCCAGUGUACCUAUUUCCCUGGCUUGCAUUUCUUAAAAGGUUGAAGGGUCAACUUGAAAUUAUACCUUUAGUUCUCAGAAUUUUCUAAACAGACCUUCGCUCUUGAAGGCCAAUACUUUUUACUCCGUUUACUACAAAUCGAACCACCCAAAAUAUAUAUACAUAUUUAUACAUACAUCUCUAGAUCUAUGCUAAGAGUAACAAUUUCGUGUUUCUUGAUAUUAUUCGAGUUUCAAGUAAAUGGUGUCCCACGCUUACUGCCCCUAUCCGUUGUAGCUUUUUGUUGGUAAUCUCCCAUUCCUCCCCCGCCUGAGCCGAGAAAUUAUAGAACACUGUGAGUAAGAUGUCUUUGUAAAUUAUAUAAACAAAUAACGCAUAGAUUUAUGUCGGAUUCAAGUUGAUUAGUUUGUAAAUAAAUCUCAAUUAGUUUCA
Molecule: messenger RNA, 2763 nt
Organism: Drosophila eugracilis
Lineage: Eukaryota; Metazoa; Arthropoda; Insecta; Diptera; Drosophilidae
Product: motile sperm domain-containing protein 2
Exons: 7
Coding region: 258-1748 (496 amino acids)
Source: RefSeq, a predicted model, not a curated record